Messenger RNA from Sardina pilchardus (European sardine), 5126 nucleotides. It is a transcript of the gene foxn2a, whose product is annotated as forkhead box N2a. Gene Ontology annotation, biological process: regulation of DNA-templated transcription. Gene Ontology annotation, molecular function: DNA-binding transcription factor activity; cis-regulatory region sequence-specific DNA binding. NCBI's taxonomy places the organism in Eukaryota, Metazoa, Chordata, Actinopteri, Clupeiformes, Clupeidae. Bases 224 to 1552 code for a protein of 442 amino acids. The record is from RefSeq and is a predicted model, not a curated record. Gene Ontology annotation, cellular component: nucleus. The transcript has 6 exons.
UCAGGCGACCUACGAGCGAGUAUCUGAGUCUGCUCGGUGUGACGUUUACAUAACCAGUCGAGGAGAGAAGAGCGCGCAGAAUCUGACCUCGCGGGUCAACGUGAAACCACCACGCACACCAUUCUGUUGACCUGGGCCAAAGGUAACCAGCUCCAGACACAAAGCCUGCGUAGUCCACCGCUGAGAUGAUAAAGAUACCACACUGGAAUACCGUCUUGGUUUAAUGGGUCCAAUCAUCGGGAUGUCUCCGGAUAAGAAAGCCGAGAGCCCUGGGGUGGUGGCGGAGGAGCGUGCGGGGAGGCAGGCCCCGUGGGGCGGCGCGGGCACCCUGCCCGAGGCCCAGUGCGGCGCGUCCAGCCCGCUGGCCACGCGACUGGACCAGGCGGCGGCCGACGAGGAGCUGACCAACCUCAACUGGCUCCACGAGAACCUGCUGCAGAACUUCACGCUGGGCGGGCCCGGCGGCGAAGCGGCGCCCGGCGGCGGCAGCAGCCCGCUCUUCGACAUCGAGGGCGAGCCGGCGCUCGGGCCGCUGGCGUCCGCGUCCUCGUCGUCCGCGGGGGGCGCCGGCCACGGCGGGGAGCGGGACUCGGUCAAGUCCAAGCCGCCCUUCUCGUUCUCGCUGCUCAUCUACAUGGCCAUCGAGCAGUCGCCCAGCAAGUCGCUCCCCGUCAAGGACAUCUACGGCUGGAUCCUCGAGCACUUCCCCUACUUCUCCAGCGCCCCCACUGGCUGGAAGAACUCGGUGCGCCACAACCUGUCCCUCAACAAGUGCUUCCGUAAAGUGGAGAAGAACCUUGGGAAGGUGAACGGUAAGGGCUCUCUGUGGUGUGUUGACCCAGAGUACCGGCCCAACCUGAUCCAGGCCUUGAAAAAGCAGCACUUCCCUACCGCACACGCCUUCUGUACACCACCCGCCUCCCCGCCCAGUGCCUCCUCGCCCCCGCGCCACCUCCUCCUGCAGGGCUGCUCGCUCAAAGAGUCUGACAUUGAUGCUGCCACUGCCAUGAUGCUCUUAAACUCGGCCCCCGGGCACCACGCAGACCGAUGUGGUGCUGACAGUCCACUGGACCUGUCUCGUCCCGACUCGGUGCUGGUGAGCAGCGACCCCAAGCAGGACCACAACUACAGCAGCGUGCCCGUGCAGCGCUGCGCCUCUCCCGCCUCCUCCUCUUCCUCCUCCUCCUCCUCCUCGCUCUCCUCCCUGGACGAGGGCGGACGCCGGCGGGCCCACCGGCAGCCGCGGCGCGCCGGCAGCGAGGGCUUCCACAGCGACGAGGACUCGGACGCCGAGCCGGACACGUACCCCGGGAGCCCGGGGGAACAGCGGAGGGGGGGUCCCCCCCCACCCCACGGGCGGCCCUCGUCCCCGCCCCCGCCGCCCUCGCUGAAGGGGCCGGCCAGCAAGCGGCCGCGGCGCGAGGCCAAAGCCGAGCUGGACGAGGAGCUCAAGGAGGCGGCCGGCUCCCUGCUGCACCUGGCCGGCAUCCGCUCCUGCCUGGAGGCCACCUCCAAACACGCCGCCAGGAGCAAAAAACUGGGCAGGAAGUGAGGCGCGGGGAAGGUGCGCGUGCGUGCGUGGAUGUGUAGCGCGGCGUGGCGUGGCACGACGCCCGUCUUUUGUGAGAAAAGAAAAAAGAAAAAGGAGAGAGGCUCAGGCCUCUUCUACAAGACGCAGCCUCUUCCCACCCUUCCUCACGCUCUUUCUCUAGUUCUCUCUCCAUCUCUCUCUCUCUCCCUCUCUCUCACUCUGUGCUCCUGUGAACACUCCCACAGAUUGCCCCUGACUUUGUGUCUUGGUGUGCCUCCUUCCCUCUCCUCUGAUCCGUGAAUUGUCCCAUUUUGUUUUUUGGAUCAUGACUGAAAAUCAAGAAAAACGGUGACAAAAAGUGACAAAAUGGAAAGCGGUCCCUCACUCUCAGCCUCACCUAGCUCGACCAUAACGACAACAACGGCAAUAGAACCAUUCCCACAGGAGAACAAAGCCAUAUGGGGACUUCUGUGAGGGACCGUAAAAGACAUUGAUGCCUAUCCAACCCUGACCAUCUGCCUUGCAGUGGGCUUCGCAUCGUGUCAGAGUUCAAGGAUAGUGUUUUUUUUUUGUUUUUGUUUUUUUUUGUACUUUUUUUCCUUUUUUGGUUUCAUUUUGUUUCCUCGAAAAAGAUGGACUACAAGAUGUUGCAUGCUUCCUCUUCAAAUCGGUGUCCUCUUCCACGUGAAUCUAUUUAUACAGAGAAUGAGUGCAUGUCUGUGUUAUAUAAAGCUAACUUCUCCUGGCCACUGUUCAUUCCCCAUUACCCAAGCGAAAAGACAAAAAAAUGUAAAAAAAAAAAAAAAGUGAAAAGUGACCACCUCUUUUUUCGUCUGAAGUGUACUGCCUCACCUUCCCUACAUCCCCCUACAAUAUGAGAUGCAAUAAUUAUAAUCACAAAAAACCUUUAACCCCUCGAUACUGGUCUGGGUUGAGAAUGUCACUGUCCUGGACUGUUGAUGUCAAAAAAAAAAAGUCUCUUUGUGGUGGUUUUUGUUUCUGUUUUGUUUUGUCUGGUUCUUGCUUUGGAUCUCCAGCUUCCUUUCGGUGGCUACGGGUCAGUCUCACGGCUGCCAACAAUCACAGUGUAUCCAUGGAGAGGAGCCUCUCUGCUCUCAGCUACUCAAUGGACUUGAUGGGGGAAAUGAAUAAAUAAAUAAAAAAAGAAGUGGCAAAGACUCUCAAUGAACAGCCACUGCCUGGAGAGCUGGCAUGGAGGAGCAGGGGGAACGGAGAGGAGAGGAGAGGGGCCGAUUCUCCCCGCUCCAGCUGAGAAGAUCCUUACCCCCCUCACCCCUCCCUCUUGCCCCCUCAGGAUGGGAAUCCACUGUAUGUGCUCUCUUCUCUUUAUGUCUCUAUCUCUCUCUCUCUUUAUCUCUCUCUCUCCCUCUCUUUCUCCCUUUCUCUCUCUUCUUGUUACUGUUGUCACAGUCUCUUCUCAGUUAUUUUUGUUUUCUAUGUGUGCAAACCGAGACUGAUAUUCGUUGCAAAACCUCUUAAUUUGGUUUCUGUGUUAAACCUAUGCAAAAAGAAAAAGGCAACCGUGGUAGCUCUUGUUCAAAAAGUAUGACCAAUUAACCUUCAGUGUGUGUGUCUGCGUGUGUGUGCGUGUGUGCGUGUUUUUGUGUGUGUGUGUGAGUGUGUGUGUGAGACCCAGUGUGCAGUGCGGUCCCAGAGCUAGAGCUGUGGUGCUGUCGGCGGCGGAGCGGGCCGAGACACACAGGUGCACAGCUCCUCUCUGGGAGGGGCACAGGGAGGAGGAGCGGCAGCAUCUGCUGCCCCGUGUCCAAAUGGGACCUCAUCUCUGGGACCCCAGGGAUGUGCACCACACAGUGUUUAGAGCACAGUUGUGGGACUUACGUGUGUGUGUGUGUGUGUGUGUGUGAGUGAGAGAUCCAUGGCCGGCAGCCUGGACUCAUGUCUCCCUCUUCUUAAUAUUCGACUCGUUCAUUUUUUUUUGGUUUUCACCGCGCUUUCUCUGCUCAUCACACCGGGCUUGUUUAAUGAAGUCGAGGUGACGGAUCACUGCCAAUGGAUCACAUUUGAUUAGACUAGUUAAGGAGGAAUGUGUAGCGGGAGAAGAAAGGACCAGUUGUGUCUCCCUCGGUAGGCAGAGCAAAAAGCAAAAAAAAAACGUGGAUCUAGUGAUAGGUACAGUAAGAGUAGAUUGCGCAUGCCACAGUGAGGUGGGCCAGAGAGUGAGAGGGAACUUAAGACUCUCGAGGAUCAGGGCUUCAGAAGAGUGUUGUCACUCAUUAGCCAAGUAAUUAGCCUAUCCGAGUGUCUUAUUAGCAACACGAGUCCCGCUGAUAAGCAUUAUAGUGUCAAAUAAAUCCCAGUAGUCGUGGUUUAUUUUGUGCCAUAAAGGCCCUUUUUAAAAUUCAUUAUUGUUGCCAAAACGUUUUGAUUUGCUGCCAUGUGCGUUUUCUCUGCGAAAGGCUUUCUGAUUUGUGGAUCAAACUGAAGACAACUGUGCACUUGGUGACAAGCUUUAGAGUGAUGGAGCUACCGGGUGUGAUCGGCUCAGUUCAUAGUCUCUGCAUGGAGAUUCUGACUUCUGAAUUAUUGUCAGAUCCUGUUCUGUCGCAUAGGUUUGUCUUGGCAUUGAUUUGCAAGUGAAGCCUAGGUAUGCUCGUCAGGACAAAUUGUAAUUUCUCUCAGUAUCGCAAUGUCCAUACUGCCACAGAUCAAUGGUUUUGCUUGUCAUUACAUUCUAUGUUGUCAGAUGCACUGUUUGGGUGGGUCUUCCUAACCUGAACCAUUACUGCCAGGCCUCCUGUGUGUCAAUAAGCGGGUGUGCAAGAUUAUGAAAGAAAGAUGUUUUUCAAAACGUUUUUUUCUAAUUAUUCAGUUAUUUGCCAACAUUUUCCAAAUGAAUUAAUGUGACCUGAUCAUCCUGAAUGUCUGGGGUCGGCACAACUCAACUAAUUCCAGAAUAACGUCUGGACUUUUGCUCAUUAUAGGCUAAUUUUUGAUCAGUUUUGUCAUUUGAUGUUAUUUAAGUCAAAGCUAGUUUAACUGCCAACUAUUAAUUUGUUUGUGCUGCCACUUGUGCAAACAUAUGUUUGCAAGUCUGUCAACUUCCACAGAAGUCUGUUAGCCGGAGUUGAUUAGGAUGAAUAAGGUGCAUUCAUAGUACAUGGGUCUGUGUGGAGAUAGCUUCACAUCGGUCGUGCCAGUCUUUAUGAUUGCUUUGAGUGAUUGAGAUUAGGGUGUGUAUUUUGUGAGUUGAGAUCCACAGUACUGUUCUUGUAGAUGAUGUAAGCACCCCCAUUUGCAAGGACAUUUUGCCACUCACUCACUCACUCAUGAAUUGCUUUAAUUGAAUUAAAACAAUGCUUUGAGUUUAUCAAAUGCCCAUUCACCAUUAUGAGGAUCAUUACCUUUUCUCUCUCUUGUUUUUGUCAUGUUGAACUAACUUGAGCUGCCAAUCCAGUAUCAGUUUGCGUCUGUUGUCCAAUGUCUGUCAGACAGACAUACCCUUGAGUUUUGUAUGCUAACCUCUGUUAAUAAAAUGUUUAUAAAGUUUAUUUUCGCCAAAGAUAUGCAAUUGCAUUAUAUAUGGUAUUACUGAAUAAAAAUGUUCUUGUUUUAA